Molecule: messenger RNA, 780 nt
Organism: Trypanosoma theileri
Lineage: Eukaryota; Euglenozoa; Kinetoplastea; Trypanosomatida; Trypanosomatidae
Exons: 1
Coding region: 1-780 (259 amino acids)
Source: RefSeq, a predicted model, not a curated record
AUGGUCCUAGAUAACAGUGUUCCGUUUAAACUAACACUUCACCCAUCUCUUUAUGAGGAAAAGUCCGCACUGAGUAUUCCUCUUUCUUUUACCGCAGACGUAGAUGAAAAGGGUUUCCAGCAUCGUUUGGAGAUUCGUGUACCAUCUAGCCGUCAUAUUGCAGGUAUGGAAAUAAGAAAUGUGGAAUUUCUUUUUGAUGAAUUAAAAAAUGAAUCGUGUCAAACCAGUCAUUCUUCUUCCAGUGAUGGUGUAUUGGGUUAUUUAUUUGCACAACUCCUUGAUAGCCAGGGUCGUCCCAGUAGCCAUCCAUUUGCAGUUAUGUGCUGUGAUACAUCAACUGGAAGAGGUGUUUAUUCAUGUGUAAGGUUACCUUUUCAGGCUGACCAACGUGUGAGAUUCUACUUGGUUCAAAAAAAUAAAUCAAAUGAUGAAUCAACAGGAAGAAGUACACGCAUAGAAGGUGUACGUUUUACUGGAAAUAUACAACUGGUCUCAGGUGGAGCCUACCUUAAAUCGAAUAAAUCACUUAAACAGAUUCAAUCAUUUAUGCAGAAAACAUUAAAAUUUGAACCCGAUAGUGAUGGAAAAAAAGUGUCAGGACUAAAGCGGCAUCGUGAAUCCCCUCAGAGUCCUGUAGAAGAAAACAAAAAAUCCUUGACGAGUCGUUCACGUACUGAAAGAGCUCAAAAUGAAAAAAGGAAAUCUGAGGGUCUUGGAAAUGAUGAGGAACCACCGCAGCUCAUAUAUGCCUUUGUUCCAGGCGGGGAUGAUGAAAGCUAA